AACGCAGACAUGCACGAUUACGAGGUGAAGGUGAAGUGGCUGGGUCUCGAGACGAUCGAGGACUCAUGGGAGCCCCUGAAGAUGAUGAGGGAGGAUGUUCACCGACUACUGCUACAGUAUUUAACAGCUAGAAGUGACGAUGGAUUCCUAUGCGCCAUGAUGGCUGCUAUCGAUUACAAGCAGUCCCAACGCUCAACUCGUCCA
Messenger RNA from Phytophthora sojae, 204 nucleotides. RefSeq lists its product as hypothetical. The annotation marks the transcript as partial. The record is from RefSeq and is a predicted model, not a curated record. NCBI's taxonomy places the organism in Eukaryota, Oomycota, Peronosporomycetes, Peronosporales, Peronosporaceae. The transcript has a single exon.